CUAUAAAUACUAAGUCAGAGGUUGUACAGUUUGCAGAAUACAAAACAAUUUUGUGUUCAAUGAGUUUGAAGAUGAACGUGAGAACUCCCUCUACCAUCUUCCUGCUCUCCCUUCUCUUGCUUUCAAGUGUUAUUGAUGCAAGAAAAGAUCCUGGAGACUACUGGAAGAGUAUGAUGAAUGAUGAGCCCAUGCCUAAAGCAAUAACAGACCUUAUCCAUCAUGACACUGCAGAAGAAUCAAAUCAUUUUCUGAGAAAUUUUGACACCAAACCUAAUGUUAUAAUAUAUCACAGUCAUGUUCAGUCUGCAAAAAUGAAGCCUUCUCCUCUAGAGGGUUAGUCUACGUCGACCGGCCGAUCAAAGGAGGACAUGUAUCUUCUGCAGAAGAUGUUGAGGAUACCUUGAAUUUGAACUUAUGAUUUGUAGGGAUUGUAGUAGGUUGAAUUGAUGAUGAUGUUGUAGUAGUUUAUGUUGUCUUUUAAUUGUUGUCUUUGUAAGAAAUCAGAUCUUUCUUUUAAAACUUGUGCUUUUCAAAUUA
Molecule: messenger RNA, 537 nt
Organism: Olea europaea var. sylvestris
Lineage: Eukaryota; Viridiplantae; Streptophyta; Magnoliopsida; Lamiales; Oleaceae
Product: organ-specific protein P4
Exons: 2
Coding region: 60-338 (92 amino acids)
Source: RefSeq, a predicted model, not a curated record